ACCUGCUAAAGCAAAUGGUCUAAGUGGCCUACAAGGAAAAAAUCAAAAUAAUUAUUUAUAUUAAAGUUAUCGCAGAGUGAAAAAGUGAAAUAUGACGGAAGAGUUUAGUGAUAAGUGUGAAAUACAGGAAAAUCCAGAAAUUGGCAGAUAUGUUAGGGCUGCGGACAACAUUAAGGCCGGUGAAACUUUGUUGCUGGAAAAACCUGUAUUAAUUUUAGCCACUGCAGGCGAAAAACGUUGCUGUAAUUGUUUUAAAUAUGCUCAAAAAUAUUGUGGUAAAUGUCACCUAUCACCCUUAUGUUUGGAUUGUACACAACACAGCGAAUUUGAUUGUAACACCCUGGCAGCCAUGACCGAACUAAAACAUGAAGAAUUAAAAAAAUUUCCCGAUUGCUAUGGCAUCAUCAAGUGUCUCUUGCUAUCGGAAAAUCCCGAGGGUAAAGAAGAUUUCAGUAAAAUUCUGCAAUUAAUGUCACAUCUGGAGAAGCGACGCAAGUCUGCCAUCUGGCAAGAACGCAAUAAGCAAAUUGUACAACCGAUUUUAAAGUCAAAUUUAAAGAAUUACUUUCAAUUGGGAUGCAAAUUGGAUGAGGAAUUUCUACAACAUUUAUGUGGCGUACUGGAUGUGAAUACCUAUGAGAUUAGAGCUCCGGAUGUCGCCUCAAUGAGUGGAUUGUACUUGAAAGGUUCACUAUUGGCUCAUCAAUGCUGUCCCAAUGCAAAUGUUGCCAUAGAUGAUUUGUAUCGUAUAAAGAUUUAUGCUAAUCGUGAUAUUGACAAGGAGGAAAUGGUGACAAAUUGUUAUACAAAUGUUUUAUUGGGCACCGAUGAAAGACGUCACAUUCUACAAGAAGGCAAAUAUUUUCUCUGCAAUUGUCCGCGCUGUGCCGAUCCCACCGAAUUAGGCUCCCACAUGAGCAGUUUCAUUUGUGCUCCCUGUGCUGGCAACAAUAAAGAGGGUUACAUUGUCAAACAGGUGACCAACAAAAAAUGGCAAUGUUCAACCUGUACACAUAGUCUGCGCAGCGAGCAAGUGGAAACGAUUAUAGACAAGGCCAAGGAGGAAGUAUUUCAUGCCCAAGAUGAUCUACGGCGUUUCGAAAUACUAUUGGCCAAACUUAGUACCAUUUUGCAUAAGAAUCACUAUAUUAUGGUGGAUAUAAAACAAAAUAUUGCCAAUAUAUUGCGUACCGUUAUUAUGAAUAGUCUGCAAAGACCGGGUCGUCGGGUAUACGAGCGGAAAGUACGUUUGUGUCAGGAAUUGGUCAUGGUGUUGCAGAUUAUACAGCCGGGUAUAUCUAGACUUAAAGCGAUUGCUUUGUAUGAGUUGGCAAAUGCUUCGGCUGAGUUGUAUCGUUUGCGUUUUGGUGAAAAAGAGCUGACCGAAGAGGAAUUGCAGCGCUACUUGAGACAGUGUGAAGCAAUGUUUAAGGAAUCCAUACGCAUGUUGCUUUAUGAACCGCCACAGACCCCGGAGGGUGAAUUGAUGAAGAGUAUGAUGGGCCAGUUGAAGGAUUUGAAGAAUGACAUACAAAUGUUGGAGAAGUCGGUGGAGGUGAAGGUUUAAUAUUGUUGAAAUUUGUAAGGAAAUAAAGAAAUGCAUUACAUUUU
Calliphora vicina (urban bluebottle blowfly) is the source of this 1611-nucleotide messenger RNA. RefSeq names its product SET domain-containing protein SmydA-8-like. The record is from RefSeq and is a predicted model, not a curated record. Bases 92 to 1567 code for a protein of 491 amino acids. Gene Ontology annotation, molecular function: protein binding. NCBI's taxonomy places the organism in Eukaryota, Metazoa, Arthropoda, Insecta, Diptera, Calliphoridae. The transcript has 4 exons.